CGCUGAGAAGUUCUCAGAGAGAAAAAAAAACUAAGGCGACUCUAGAUCACAACCUGAUUUGAUUCUGAGAAUCAACACAGUUAUUACAGCAACAACCAGAAGAAAAGAACGAUGCGCUUGGGCGAAAAAACCGUCGACGAGGUUCCUCGAUUCGUGAGAACUUUGUACGAUAUCUUGCACGACGAAGACCCCUGCAUCCUCUCUUGGUCAGUAGACGGCUCCCACUUCCAGGUCUUCAAUGUACCCAGACUUGAGCGUGAGAUUCUCCCGAAGUAUUUCAAGCAUUGCAAGUUCGCCAGCUUCCAGCGGCAGCUCAAUAACUUCGGCUUUCGCAAGUGGACGAAAACGCGAGCCAGUGUGUGCACGUUCAGUCACGAGUUUCUCCAUCGAUGCCAUCCGUCUCAGCUAGCUGCGGUGGUAGCCGAAAUGGAGAUGCACAAGGCCGCUAUGUGUGCUGCAGCUUCUCACAUCGGAACGAAACGUUUACGAGAGGAGAGUGAUACCGACGAACGUUUGCUCCGCAUGGAUUUAAAGAGGCUACACUCCGAGGACAGCCAAGAUCAGCGCGAACCGGAACAAGAGAUGGCUACAUUCAGUCCCGAGAACUUCAACAAUAACUCAUGGCCAUUGGUGGACUUGUGUGCACUGGACUGGUCACUCGUGACCGAUUCCGUUCGUGAGGACGAACUUAACGCACUCCUCGAUCCAAUACUAAUCGAGAACCAAAUGACGGCAGGAAUUCGUCCAGAAACUGAAAACAACAACGGCAGUACAAAUAUCGCUACCAACAAUAACAACAGCACCGAGACUGGGCUGGAUGGGCUGCCUCCACUUGAUGUCGAAUACCUCGGCGAUUCGUGGACAGACAUUUUUGACGAAGUAGCUUUGUGAGUUGACAACGUUUUGCAUGUACGUACUGGUUACAAGCGUUUUGUUAAUUAAUGAUACAUGUUUUUGG
Phytophthora nicotianae INRA-310 is the source of this 958-nucleotide messenger RNA. RefSeq lists its product as hypothetical. Gene Ontology annotation, biological process: regulation of DNA-templated transcription. The coding region runs from base 112 to 891 and encodes 259 amino acids. The transcript has a single exon. The record is from RefSeq and is a predicted model, not a curated record. NCBI's taxonomy places the organism in Eukaryota, Oomycota, Peronosporomycetes, Peronosporales, Peronosporaceae. Gene Ontology annotation, molecular function: DNA-binding transcription factor activity; sequence-specific DNA binding.